Molecule: messenger RNA, 5202 nt
Organism: Tetrahymena thermophila SB210
Lineage: Eukaryota; Ciliophora; Oligohymenophorea; Hymenostomatida; Tetrahymenidae
Product: tetratricopeptide repeat protein
Exons: 4
Biological process (GO): protein phosphorylation
Molecular function (GO): protein kinase activity; ATP binding; protein binding
Source: RefSeq, a predicted model, not a curated record
AUGAAUACUGCUAUUUUAGAUAACAGUUAUUCAAAUACAGGAAAUAUUGGUAAUAGAAAUGAAGAUAAUUCAAAAAUAUUUUACCAUUAACAAAAUAAUAAUGAUAAAAUAUAAUAGUAGUAUUUGUAUGACUAAAAUGCAAUUUAAGCAAGAUAAAACUAUUAACAAAGUGAUUAAAGUCCUUUGAAGAGAAGUAAUUCUAAGCCACCAUUAAGUGGCAAUAAAUACUCAGAUAAUAAAAGCAAAAUAUAAGGUUAAGGAAAAGCUAAUUCUUCAUUAGCUAACAUACAGUAAAGAGAUGAAGAUUCAGAAGAACGUACACAUUAAAAUAGCAAUAUACUUAAUAAAUAACCAAACCAUAAUCAUAGUCACUAGCAUAAUGUUUUAGAUAUUUCUAAAAAUGAUAAAAAGAAAAAUUUUUAAGAACGUAUGAUACAUGAAAGAAUAAAGGCAGCUGAAAAAACAUUUGUUGUUGGGCGGAUUAAAGCUGACGAUUAAAGGCUGUAAAGGAGAUAAACUAAGAAUAAGACUGAGCUUUCAGUUGAUGAAAAUACAGAUAAUAUCGAAUAAACUGAUAAUAACAAUAGAUAAUAAAGUGCAAGUAAUUUGAGAAGUACAAAGGGGAGUAAUAUGACAGCAAAUAUUGAUAAAAAAGACGAAAGAAAUAAUAAAAAAACCUUAAAUCAAGCCAAAAGUUUAAACAAAAGUGGAACUUUAAAAAGUGGCCCUGAAAAAAAGUAAAAUAAUUCAGAAAACAAAGGUUAAAUACCAUCAUCCUCUAAUCAAACACAAAUGCCUUAAUCUUCAAGCUAAACUAAAAUACCUUUAUCUUCAAACAUGAAAAAAUAGAGUGCUCCAUACUUUAAAGAUUAACAAGAAAACAACAAUUCAAUAUCUCCUUUUCCUGAAAGUGUAAAUACUAAUAGUAAUAGUAGAAACUAAAAUUAAUAAAAUUAGAGUAAAGUAUAAUAGAGCAUUUCAGAUAACAGUCCUAAUGCCUAAAAUAGUGAUGAAAGAGAAGAAUAUUUUGAAUAUCCUACUAGCUAAAAUUAAGACAGUGAGUAGUCCAAAAAUUUAUCUAAUAAUUUAAUUUCAAAUCACUAAAGCUAGCACCCUUCUUAAAAUAAGAGAGUGCAACUCCCAUAAUAAGAUGGAGAUUAAAGUAACACAAGUAAGCUAGAUUCUGAUAAUAAUAGGUUUACAGGAUAAAAUUUUAAUAAAAAUGAUUCACCAAGUAGGUCUCCAGUAAGUAAAAAUCAUAGAAGGUAAGUUAGAAGUUUAAGUUCUAAAGGACUUUCAAAUAAAAGUUCAGAUAAAUUAAACAAAAGUAUUAAUAAUAAAACAAAUCUACCUCAUAUAAAUUCUAGAAUUCUUACCUAGCCAGACAAAGAUGAUAGCGACAGUAAUAGUGAUAGCUUUAAUGGUAUAUCAAAGAUAAAUCCUAAUAGUAAAAAAUAAAGGUCUAGCUAGAGUUUCGUGAAUAUACAUGAAAAAAGAUUAAUCGAAUAAGGUCUUAAAUUGAAAAAACUGAAUAAUAUGGAUUUAAUCAUCUCAAAAAUUACUAAAACUCACAAUUAAAGAGGCAAUCCUUACAAUGACCCUUUAACACAACAGAUUUUUACCAAGCAAUUUACUGAAGCUUUUGUAAAAAAGUUAGAAAAAUAGAGAAAAACUCAUAAAAAGACAGAUUUUGAUUAUGUUGAUGCUGCUAAAGUAUAUUACUCUGUCUGCGACGGAUCUAAGCUCAGUAGACCUGAAAUAGGUAGAGGAUAGAAAUAUCUUUUAGAUGCCGCUAAUUAGUAAGGUUAACAAUAAGCUAAGAGAGAUAAAUCAGAGAAAAAAAAUGGUACUUAAAUACUGUAAGCACAACCUUCUUAAAUAACUCUUCAUAACAACAACAGCAUAAGUAAUCCCCAGAUGACUCAAUAAGGUUUUAAUACAUUUUAAGUAAAUCCUUCUCAGUCAAUUCCUAAUUUAGUUUAAUCUGAAUCAUCACCUAAUAUUACACAUUAUCAUCAUUAAAGACCAAAUAAUGAUGCUGAUGCCACUCAACAAAGCUUUAGGACUAAAAAUUAGCUUUCUCCUUAAAAAAAAUUUUAACCCCUAUUUAUAGGAGCUAGAAAUAAUAAUCAAGCCCCCAUUUAUUUUAAUAUUGGAGGAGUUGGAGGUAGCUUGAAUGGAAGUGAUAUAUUAUCAAGCAUAUAUCCUUUAUCCACAAGUUCAACUCAUUCUUUUUAUCCCCAUUCGCAUUUUCAUAGAUUAAAUCCCUUCUAGGGAAUGUCUUAGAUGCCUACUUAAAGAGAAAGAAGCCCAUUUAAUAAUCAUGAAAAUAAGGAAACAAACUAUGGAUAACCAACAAACUACUAACAAUAAGAGCUAAUGAGUCCUGAUAGAGGAUCUUAAAACUUGGACUAUCAACCAAGCAGUAUAAUAAAUAAUACAAAUCAUUUUUUCAAUCCUAGCAUAGACUUCCCUUAGUCAAAUAUGUACAAUAAUAACAACAACAACAAUAAUACUAGCAAUAACAAUAAUAUAAAUAAUACAUAGUAUAGCAGUAGCAAUAUACAAGAUAAAUCUAAAAAUCCAACAUAGUUUACAUCUACUGGUAAACUUAUACUACCUAAACUAAGUCUCAACUAAACAAAUAGCAGUAAUAUGGACCCAGAUCUUUAAAAAGCAGUUUAGUGUUCAAAAAUUUUGUAGUAUUUAAAUGAAAGUGAAUUACCAAAUAACAAAAAAAAGAAAUCCCAAAUCGAUCCUGCAGAAAGAGAAAAAGCCAGGGACAGAUUGCUCGGUAAUAAAGAUAAAGCGAACUAACCAAAAAGCAUACGAUAAUAAAAAGAAGAAGAGAGAAGAAGGUUAGAUGAUGAAAAAUUUAAUGGUCCUUCCAAAAAAGUAAAAGGAGCAGAUAAUAAUAGCAUCAGCAAUGAUGCAUCUGUAUUACCUCACACAGCAGUUGGAACAGUUGAUAAUUCUAUGUUUGCAGAAGCUCCAAAAUAGAUCUAAAUGAAAAAAGUUGAAGAAGAAUAUUAGAAUUUUAUCAUAAGUUACAAUCAAAAUUAUAAUGACACAGUUUCAGUAGUUUUGAAAAGGGGUUAUCCUGAAGACAAUGAGUAAAGCUUGCUGAAGGUUGAUUAGCUAUCUAAAGAUAAUUUUAAAAACUUCUAAUGGAAAUUCGAUGAAGUUUGGACACCAUUAACUUCCGAUUAAAAUAGUCAAAGAUUAAGAGUACUUAAGGGAAAGGAUGAAAAAAUUAAAUAAAAAUGUUCAUUUCAUUUCUUUAAUUGCUCUGACUUAAGUUCUCAUAAAGAUUAUUUAAAAGAUGUAUCGAUUGCAUAUAUGGUUAAUUUACACUAUGAAAAAGACAGAGUUAGAAAUCCUACUCUAUUGAUGUAUUCAAUUCCUAAUAUCUUUUAGCAAAGUAAAAAAGAAGUUGAAUUUGUAACUUAAUAGGAGUACUAUUCAACUUUAGAGUGUAUUUUAGAAUACCGUUACUAAAUUAGACAGGAAUGGGAAGAAGAGGAAAUGGUUAGUAUCUUCUAUUCUCUUCUUGAUUGCAUGAAUGAGCUUUUUUCUCUGAAUAUCUGUCAUGGAAACAUCACACCUGCUCACAUUGCUUAUUCUUAUAAAACAAAUAGAUAUAAAAUUUUUAAUUUUUCUGCUGCUUAAAUUAGCCAUAAAGAUUAUAAAGGAGGAUAUCCUAUUUAUUAUCAAUGGCCAUUCCUUGCUCCUGAGAUUAAGAAGGGAUUAAAUUAUAACAAUAGUAAAUCAAAUAAAUAUGAUAUAUUGGCAGGCGACAUGUAUAGUUUGGGUAUGUCUUUCUUAAUGAUAAAAUAUUUAAUUCCUGAGAAUAUGAGAUCAUAAGAAGCAAUAAAUAGACUAAUUAGUACUGUUGAAAGCGAUAAUAGAUUAUCAGCACAAAUAAUCAAAAGUCUUUUAUUUAAAUAAUAAAGCAAAAGGCUCGAAAAUACUUACGCAACAUUGUGCAAUCAUAUUCAUACUGUUAUGAAACAAAAGAACCAGGAGUUUACUCCAUAUUAAAAAUAAGAUUUAGUAAAUUUAAAUCCCCUUCACAAAUUAAAGUGGAAGUAAUCAAAAGACAGCGAGGUUAUAGCUGAUUUUUACUUUAGAAUAUUCUAGUGGUAGAAUGCAGCUGAUAGAUAAAAGAAGCUUCUAGAUGAAUUAUUAUAAAUUGAACAUGAAGGGGGAGAUGGAAGUCUUACAAAUGCUCAAAAGGAAAAAAAGAGAAAAAUCUUAAGAGAUGUUUGGAAAAGCUACUUUAAGCAAUAAGAAUAUGAUAAUGCUAUAAAAUAUAACUAAUUAUAUAUGGAGCUUCUUUCUUAAACACCUGAAGAAAAAAUGAAAAAUAAAGAAUUCUUAGAGGAUUUAGCUGAAGAUCUUAAAAUGACAGGAUAGCUUUACUUUACUGUUCAAUAACCUGAGAAAUCCAUUCACUUUUAUGAUAAAACAAUAUAAGUUUUAACAGAGUUGUAUGGAGCAAAUCACUCAGAAGUUGUGUCAAUGUUAAAUAACAUAGGCGUUCUUUAUAAAUCGUUAGCUAACUACACAAAAUCGCUAGAAUAUUUCUAAUAAGCUUAAUUAAUUAUGGAAUUUACUCGCUCCACAGAUGAUGAUUUAUAUUUCUUUAUCAGAUAUAACAUAGCAAUUAUAUAUUUUGAAUAAGAUGAUUUAACAUAAGCUGAGAACAUAUUAUUUGAUAUUUAUAAAGUAAAGACAACUGAGCAUAAAGUUAAAUCAGUUGAAGUGUCUCAAUAUGCGUAUGUUCUUGGUAAUGUAUACAUUAAGAAAAACCAUCUUCCAAAAGCCUAAUAAGUUAUUGAAAAGGCAAUAAAAAUGAGGGAAUCAUGUAUAGGUUAUGAUGGUGAAUUAAUAAAAUGGAAGUAAUUACUAGCAAAUAUAUGCUUCUAAUUAGGUCAGAGAAAAGAAGCUAUGGACAUUUUGCUUAAAACUGUUUCUGAUGUCAAAAAAUUGAGAAAGUAACCUCAAAAUAAAACAUCAGAUAACGAUGAUGCAACUUACAAUGCUAUUGAAGAUAUUGGAAAUAUGAUACUUGAAACAGGAAACAAAAAAGAAGCUCUCUAAUUUUAUUACGAAGCUCUUCAGCUGGCUAAAAACCAGUAAUAAAAAUAAACAAGUAUAAUUGGUGCCUUAGAAAAGAAGAUUAAAGAAGUAAAAAAAUGA